UGUGCAUAAAUCACACAGUGCUGUCAGAGACCAGAGAGAUCAAACACAGAUCAAAACGGAGGGCAGCAGGAAAUAAGCAUUUUUAGCUCACUGUGCACUGCUGGAAGCCGGUCACUGACAUCUUACCGAUCAAUUUGUGAACAUGGAUAUUCCUCAAGACAAGGGUGCAGAUACUUGUUUAAGUUUUUUGCGCAAUCAAAGGAGUCACGUGAAAAAUAAAUUUCCAUGUUCAGGAGAGAAAUCAUUUUCAUGUUCUGAAUGUGGCAAAACUUUUACCCAGCAAAACGGUCUUAAUAUGCAUCUUAAAAUUCAUACAGGUGAAAAGGCAUAUUCAUGUUCUGAGUGUGGGAAAUGUUUUACCCAGCAAUCAACACUUGUUACUCAUUUGAAAAUCCAUACAGGAGAGAAGACAUUUCCAUGUUCUGAAUGUGGGAAAUGUUUUAAUAGGCAGUCAACACUUAACACACAUCUAAAAACCCAUACAGGACUGAAGCCAUUUUCAUGUUCUGAAUGUGGGAAAUGUUUUACUUUACAAUCAACUUUUAUUACUCAUCAGAAAGUUCAUACAGGACUGAAGCCAUUUUCAUGUUCUGAAUGUGGGAAACGGUUUUCCCGGCAAUCGACUCUUAUGACUCAUCACAACAGUCAUACAGGAGAGAAACCAUUUUCAUGUGCUGAAUGCGGAAAAUCUUUUACUCGGCAAUUAACUCUCACUACUCAUUUGAAAAUUCAUACUGGAGAAAAAGCAUUUUCAUGUUCUGAGUGUGGAAAAUUGUUUAUCUGGAAAUCUGCUUUUACUAAACACCAGAAAAUUCAUAAAGGGGAGAAAUUACCAUGUACUGAAUGUGGGAAAUGCUUUUUCUUGAAAUCAGAGCUUAAUAAACAUCAGAAAAUUCAUAUAGCAGUGUAACAGGUUGCAGUGCACAUCCUGAACAUAAAUAUUACUAAAAGGACAUAAAAUAUGAGGCAAAUAUAUACACUAUAUCAAAGUAUACUAAAACCAUAGGUACCUGUGAAAAGUAUUCCAUAUAAGUCCUCGGCUUCUCCUGUGAAUAUUCACACCGACUCCCCCAGAGCAGUUCCAUAUUAAAAAGAUGCUGUUUAGCCAAAUGCUCCCUAUAUAUA
Messenger RNA from Bombina bombina (fire-bellied toad), 1125 nucleotides. RefSeq names its product gastrula zinc finger protein XlCGF67.1-like. The record is from RefSeq and is a predicted model, not a curated record. Gene Ontology annotation, biological process: regulation of transcription by RNA polymerase II. The coding region runs from base 143 to 910 and encodes 255 amino acids. The transcript is spliced from 2 exons. Gene Ontology annotation, molecular function: DNA-binding transcription factor activity; RNA polymerase II cis-regulatory region sequence-specific DNA binding. NCBI's taxonomy places the organism in Eukaryota, Metazoa, Chordata, Amphibia, Anura, Bombinatoridae.